AUUGUCUUGAUGCUGCUCCUUUUUCUCUAUAUUAAUAAGAAGUUCUGUUUUGAAAAUGUUGGAGGGUUUCCAGAUCUUGGUUCAGAAUACAAUACACAGAAGAAUUCACAAGAUAAAAUGUGUAUAGACUAAAUACCCAAUAGUAUUUGAGGGAAAAAUAAUGUCUUGCUGCUGUUUUGAUAGCUAUGGAGUGGGAAAAGAUGUCAUUACACUUGAACCAAAUGAUUUGAUUUUUAUUUUUUCCGGAGGAGUCUUUACUUCAACGUAUUUCUUCCAGUGCUUAUUACAUUUACAGAAAGAUUAAAAGACACAGUGUGAAAUACUUGUAUCAUGCUAAUUAUAGCAACAUUUAAGUAAAUGUUAAAUUCACAUCUCAAAGUAGUUGAUAUUUUGAGAAGAGAAAAUUCCAUUAUUGCACCUUUUAGGAACACGGAACUGGAAAAUGGCAUUUUUCAAAAAUUUUCAGCAGAGCCUGCCUUCAGUGUCCUCCUUGGUAGACACAAUCAGUAGUGCCGUAGAAGAUUUGAGCACUGCAGUUGGGGAAGUCAGCUAUGCCAUAACUGACUCAGUCGCUGGGCAGGUGGCAAAUAUGAUGCAUGGCUUUUGCCCAGAGGAGGAAAGCUGCUCAGCAGAACAGGCUACAGGGUCUUCUGAAGGAAAAAAUGCAGUAUUGCAGGAUACCAACAGAAAUACUGCUUGUCAGAAAACACACUCUGACUUAGAGCGCGAGGCAAAGCCAAUAACCUGGUGCAGCAGUGGAGCUCCACAAAAGCAAGAAGAGAUUCAUGAGCAGGGGGUUAAAGUUCACGAAGGGCAGUGCUCGCCCACAGAGUGCCAGGAAACUGGAGAGGCCGGCGGUGCUGCUUUGAGAGGCCUCAGGAGUGACGGGCUGUCAUCCGUCAAGCAGGGCGCAAGGGCCUCCCCCUCUUGUCAUGCACUGGAAUGCACUGACAGAUGUGAAACAGCUGGAAUCGGAAGCUCCACAAAUGCUAAGCCUGAUUUAAAGGAGGUAAGUUAUCAAGUGAAUGGAAGUCUGAACACCAGUGGACAAAACAUUCUGUCUGAGCAGAGCUGCAAGGCCACAGGUAACCCUAAAGCCAGAUCGCAGCAUGCACCCAUGGGAAGAGAGCAAGAGGACUUGAGGGACUUCACUAAAAAUAAACAUUUUACUGAUUUAAAGUAUUCUGACCAUGUAGAAGAGGCUGAAGAACAGAAUAAGCAUGCAGGAUUCAAAGGGAAUGAAUGUUCAGAAAAGAAGUCUUCUCCAGAAGAUCCCACAGGAAGUAACAGGUGCAGGGCACGGAAGUCCACUGUGGAGGAGUACACAGGUUCAGUUCCACCAGCAAAUUGUACAAAUAAGUUUCCUGGGAAAAUCAAAGAAAAAAUGAAACCAGCAAGAUACUACAAAGUAAAAGGAGACAUAAAAGCAAAGAAAAACGACGCUAACUCUGCUAAGAGAGGAACAGCAAAGAGUAAAGUUGGCAAAUAUUCUAAAAUAUUACCAGAAAAAGAUAAUUCCUAUAUGGACAGAGAUGAGCCUGGUUCAUCCUCUGAAAGUGAAGAUGAAGCGCUGGGUAAAUACCAUGAGGCCUUGUCCAGAACACACACUUCCAGGUGGCCCCUGGUAGACUCUAGACACAAGAACUACGCCUGGGAAACGAGGCAGAAGUACAGCCCACUGUCUGCAGAGUAUGACGGGUACAGCAGCGAAGCAUCCAUGGAGGAUGGAAACUGCAUUCAGAGGAUGAGAAGGACGCCGCCAUUGGAUGAGCUGCAGCCGCCGCCUUACCAAGAUGACAGUGGUUCUCCUCACCUCUCAUGCACACCCUCUGAAAUCGGAGACGGAAAGUGUGAGGUUUCCCACUGCAGCAACAGCCCACGGCGUUCUUUCAACAAGUGUCCCAGCGAAGGGAGCACAGGUCAUGAGGCAGAGAGCUUCCAUAAUAAAGGCUUUGAAGAUGAUGUCCCUAGUGACAGCACUGCAGUCCUCAGCCCUGAGGACAUGUCAGCUCAAGGAUCCUCCUCACAGCUUCCUAAACCUUUUGAUCCAGAGCCGGAAGCUAAAUAUGGCACGCUGGAUGUGACUUUUGACUAUGACUCACAGACACAGAAGCUCCUGGUGACGGUGACAGCUGUCACAGACAUUCCGACAUAUAACAGGACAGGUGGCAACUCGUGGCAGGUGCACCUUGUUCUGCUGCCCAUAAAGAAGCAGAGAGCCAAAACCAGCAUCCAGAGAGGACCAUGCCCUGUCUUCACAGAGACAUUCAAAUUUAACCACGUUGAGUCAGAGAUGAUUGGGAACUAUGCAGUUAGGUUUAGAUUAUAUGGUGUCCAUCGCAUGAAGAAAGAAAAGAUUGUGGGGGAAAAGAUUUUCUAUUUAACAAAGUUGAAUCUUCAAGGGAAAAUGUCGUUGCCGGUGAUACUGGAACCUUCUUACAACCCUUCUGGCUGUGACUCCCAGGUGAGCUUGUCAGAGGCAUCCUGUGGUGAGAGCACAUCCUCCUGUCAGUCUCUGGAACAUGGCUCUGUCCCAGAGAUCCUCAUCGGACUCCUGUACAACGCCACCACUGGAAGGCUGUCAGCGGAGGUGAUCAAAGGCAGCCACUUCAAAAACCUGGCAGCAAACAGACCACCCAAUGGACUGUUCUGUUGUCUAAAACACUUGAUAGGUGGACAGGUUUAUAUAAUCCGAGAUACAUAUGUUAAAUUAACACUGCUGAAUUCCAUGGGCCAAGAGAUGUCCAAAUGCAAGACAUCCACCCGCCGAGGGCAGCCAAAUCCAGUGUACAAGGAAACGUUUGUCUUUCAAGUGGCCUUGUUUCAGCUCUCCGACGUGACUCUGAUCCUGUCUGUGUAUAACAGGCGCAGCAUGAAGAGGAAGGAGAUGAUAGGCUGGGUCUCCUUGGGUCUGAACAGCUCCGGGGAGGAAGAGCUCAGACACUGGACUGCCAUGAAGGAGGCCAAGGGACAGCAAGUGUGCAGGUGGCACGCACUGCUGGAGUCCUGAGGAAGGUGGCUGUAAGCCCAGCACUGCCAUUGUUUUCUGGUCAGCAUCUGGAGCCACUCCCUGGAGAUCCUGGUCAACACCCUCCCACAGUGCUUCACACUAACGGAAAGAUCAGCCAGUGCUGAGCCAAGGGACGAAAGCUUUGUCUCUGGUAGAGAGAGCUCACAUGAGAAACCAAGAAACUUGUGUCAUUAGUGUUCAGCAGUCCUCCAGAAACUGAAUAGCAUCCUUUUGAUUUGAACUUGAUUUUAUUUAGUGAAAGAGCUAGGAAUUUUGUGGAGAUUGUGACUUAAAAGCAGAAUUUCCAUUGCAGCACUAUGUACCAUCACUCACAUGCUACCCACAGGCAUUCUGGCAGCCUGUCCUUGGGUGGCUCUCAGUGAUCACAGUCCUGUGUCAAGAUGUGAAGGUUCACUCUCACUAACGAGUUCUGUUUCAGAUUUGUUCUCUCUGUGCCUCAGCCUUUGUCUAUAGUACUAAACCUAAGUGCAGAAUUCCUUGAAGGAAAGUCUGAGGUUGGUUUGUUUGGUUUAUUUCUUUACUUCUUUUUUUUCUGAUCCAAAGAGACCAUGCUCCUCUGGUCCCUUGUGAACUUCUUUGACUGUACUGCAAACUCCAUAACUUCAUGUUCAAGCCCUUUGUGUAUUAUGUGUCUCAGUGUAGGACAUGCAGAGCACAGCUCCCAUUAAGCUUGCUUUCAGUGGUCAGUCUUUACAGCUGUGAGGUGGCAGGCAGAGCAGCUGGCUGCUGACAGUGCAGAACAGCUCUUGUCAGAAGGAACUCUGACAUCUGUCGCAAAUGUCUGGUCUCCAGCAACAGUAAAACGGGUAGCAUUCUGAACAGAGGCUCCCCGAGUCCGUCCCCACCCCUCCCACUUCACUGUGGCUCUCAGCUCUGCUCUAGCUAAGAUCAUUCUGGAUCCUGUGCUCUCGUGACUUGUGCUGUGUCUUGUGGCGUCUUCAGCGUGAUGUCACUCUGUGCCUUUCAUGCAAGUUGACCUUGCUUACACAGCUGGGAAGCCGCACUUGUGAACUGGGCCUUUAGCACUCAUAGGUGUGAAGUCCCUUGGCAGUGCCAUGGCCUUGCUCCGCUCUGCAGCUCGAGGUCAUGCGCUGUGCUGGCCUCCACAUCAAGAGCACCUUCCUGUUUUCACACUUCAGAACCACAGGUCAACUGGAAAUAGUAGAAGCUAUUUUCUUUUUUAUUUUUCUUCUUACCUGAUGUAAAUUUUUAUGCAUAGACUUAGACUAUGUUUUGUGUACAUGAAAAUAUUUUCAUUUUGCUCUUUCUCAUUUCUAGUUAAAUUAGACAAAAACAUACUAUUUACUAACUAGUGAAAAGCUGCAUCAUAGUUCCAAUCCCAGCUGAGCACUUUGGACUGUUACUGUGACUUAGAACUCAUCGAUAUCAUACUAGCUGUAUGUGGCAGUACUGAAAGGCCUUAAAAAAAAACCAACCGUGAACUUCUACAUUUUUAGCUUUCAAACACAGCAUUUUAAGGAAAAGAAAAUGCAAAUAAGAUGCACGAAGUUAGUUUAAGGAUGAAAGUUUCAGAGCCCAGCAUGUGGCUCAUCUCUGUAAUCCUAGCAUUUGAGAGGCUGAGGUUGUGAGCUUCCGGCCAGCCUAGGUUACAUAGUUCCUGGCCAUUCUGGGCUACAGAGUGAGAACUGUCCCCCAAAAAAUCUUGUUACAAAGUUACAUUAAAAAGAAAACAUCCUUCUAUCCUUGGUUAGUGAGCUUCCUAGGAUUGCUUUUUUUAUAAAGUGCGUCAGCUUAGAAAUUAAAACAUGAACAAGAAGCAAAAUAGUUGAUUUUUAGGUGUUAUUGAAGAACAGAGUGAGGCAAACUGUGAAGAAGGAUGUAGGCAACAGUAAAAAUUAGAUACGGGCAUUUGAUGCUUCAGUGAGCUUUUGCUGGCUUUGAAACAACUGCCUGCAUGGCUAACAACUGCUGUCUUCCUAAAAAAGUCUCUGGUCUUCUUUGUUACAAAGCUCAGUUGGACAUUAUAAGACCAGCUUGGUGCUUCCACUGUGUUGAGAGGAAAAUCUGUUAUUUAUUAAGCCUCCUUUCUGGAGACUGUGCCCAGAGCUGUGUAUACUCCCAAAGAUCCUCAGGGGUGUCUGGCAUGGUGUAACUAUCACUUCAUGUAUGACCUGGACGGUGAUUUCAGUCUUCUUUAACAUCAGGAACAGUAAGUCCUCAGUGAUUAUAUAUGAUGUAUGUGCACAUAACUCCACAUACAGCAUGCUGUGCUCAUACAGCGGUGAAGGUGCCCUGCCUUUUCACAUACUGAUUAGGAAAGAAGGCAUCGCUCUGGGUCAUGGGUUGCUUUUUUUUCUUCCCUGUAUGAUUUCCAAAGUGAUAUUAAGUUUGGAGCCAAAUGCUGCCAUUCUGUUGCAUAUAGAGCAGAAACACAUCUUUUUCUGUCCUGCGAUUUAACACAAAUACUUCCCAAAUUAUCUGGGCCACAGAUGUUGACCCAGGAACUUGAAAAUGACAGUCUACACUCUCAUUAUUCUGCUAAAAUCAAAUGAAAUGUCCAGAUUCAACAGUUGACUGGCAUGUGGGUAUUCAAGAGCCUAGAUUCCCAGUCUUCCCAGUGUGGCUGUCGAGAACUAGCCAGAGGUGCAGAUUGUCAGACCUUUCAAACUUCUGCAGCCUUGGGGCCUGAAUGCUAGCCACCUUCUAUUUGAAAUAGAAUUAUGUAUUACCUCAUGGCACACUGGGAAAUUCUUCGUAGUGUUGUGUUCACUGACAAAAGUCAUUCAGUUGACCAUAUUUAGAGCACAUACUUAAGCUGCCUAGAUGACUGUUGCUGUUGUGCAGUUGGGCCCUGGCAGGGGUCAGAUCUGAUCUAUGCAAAACACAGCUCUGUCUGCUAAAUCACUGCUGCCUCUAUGAGCCGGGAGCACAGCCAGUGACUGCAUCAACAGGGAAGCAGAGACGGAGACCAGGCUGGUUUUGGCCAUGAGGAAUACAAAUGAUAUCACAGCUUUCUGAGGGAACUAAGAGACAGGUGAGCUGUUUGAACAGUACAGGGGAUAAGGCCAGUGAUCACCAAGUGUUUUUUUUUUUUUUCUUUUAAAUCCUUGUUCAGGUAUUAAUAGAAAUAACACAAAGUUCAUGUGUGUAAAGCUACCAUUUACCUCCAUAGACUGAAGAAUUGAUAGAAAAAUUCACAGUUGUUCUCCACAAGUUUCUUUUUCCUACUUUCUUUAUAAUCCAGGGUCCUUUCUCUUCAUUUCUAACUUUUUACGUGUCAAUUGAAGGUGGCUGUCAGUGUCAGUGUCACAAGCCAAUCUAACACUACGGCAAGGUGAGGCAAGCAUUCAAGCCCCUAGAACCACACCCACACCCUGCAAAGUUACACACUGGUGAUGACACGGCUGUAGCUUAGUGAAGAACUGAGGUAGAAUGUAUUGUGUGACUCUCACAAGAUACGAAGGGCAGGUACAGCAUCAGUGUUUAUCCAGGUAGAAGGUGCUGCAUGAAGAAGCUGAGGCUGCCCCCCCCCCUUUAAGUAAACCACACUGGCACUGGGGUCCUCCAAAUCCACAUGGUGUCUUCACUCUCUUCAUUGUGGGUAGAAAGAGCAGCACUGGGCAAGUCCUGCACAGCUCAGCUGAGUGGCUGAGGCAGGCCCAGGAGAGCAGAGCUUAGAAAGAAAAAGCACAGUUCAGGGCUUGCCUUCUCAGGACACAGCAGCACUGUUUUAUAACUUGUGGUAAUUCUUAUUUUUAAGGACUUGGGAUUUGUUUGUUGUGUCUACACUGUACUUUAAUCCUGAAAAUAUAUUGAUUCACUUGCUCUUCUCCACCAAGGUAUUUUCAUUGCCUGUAUACACCUUUCUACCCCGUGAAAUGACAGAAUAUCUGCUACCCUGUCCUCAUGUGAGGGGUCAGAGGAAAGACUGUUAGCCUUCCUAUGCAUGCUUAUCCAAGUUUGUUUAUAUUUCUUUUGUUAAAGUUUGUUACUAUUAGACAAGAUUCACCUCUAGCUUCCUUCUGCUUUGUUGUUAGUGCUUGCUGUGUGUAGCGUCUUUGUGAACGGUUUUUCUAACAGGAGCCACACAGCAAAUACUAUGAAUGAUGUCGUUAUUGUAGAACCAACACUGCUGUUGGGAAAGCCUUUUUUGUGACCCUUGUUCGCUAAAGUGGGUUUCCUUUUCUUCUAAGAUGUAUGUGUGAGAGUCCCAGCUGUGUGCCGUGUGCCACCGUAGGGGCUACAGUUUGGAUGGGCAGUCUUCUCUCAUGAUCUUGUGUUUUAAGGUACUGAGGCAGACAUCAGAUGGUGUCUUAUUGUAGGAGGUUAGAGAGAGGCAUGUGCAGGGCACCAGGGUUGAAUAGGAAAGUAUACAGUAAGUUCAACAAUACUAUGAGAAGAUGAGAAAAAAUAGGAUUUGACUCCCAUCAAACUCCCCCAAAUAAAACAGACAGUUGCUCUUGAGUUGCAGUGUGCCUAAGAAUUCUCCCAAGGCUCUGUCCAGAGAUUCUGUUUCAUUUGGUGCAGAGGAAAGCCUGAGAGUCCGGUCUGAAGGAGUUCCCCAGGAAACCCUACCUGGGCAACAUCGGAUAUAAUACUUUGUUUCUUAUCUGCGAUUAUUGGCAGCAGUUUCAGUGCCCAUAGAUUAAGUCUUAACGUUAGGUAAUUGUGAGGAAGCCAGCUUCUCGGGAAUGAGGAAUCACAUUCUCUCCUGAACUCCCUCAUGUUGCUUUAAGCGGGACAGUUUCCAAAACUAUAAAACUGAAGUUAAUACUGUAAAGUUAGAGGAAGGCCUUUCUUAAGUUGAGGGUGAUAUUUUGGCAGUCUUGCUGGAUAAAUACUAAAGAUAUUAAUAUGUCUUGUACCACAUUGUUGGCUGAAGGGAAACCAGGACAGCUUUGACAAGUAUACUGACACUACUGAAAUGUGAUUAUUUCAAGCACAGCUAGAGAUGUAUGGUGAUACAUUUAUCAAGAGAAAAACUGUAGUAGUAACAUUUUAAAAAUUAAUUUAUUAUGUUUCUACAUAGUUUUAUUACAAUAACUUUUUUGUGGAAACAGUAUAGCAAUUCUGAGAAGCUGAAAGCCGACACAAAGGGAACAGCCUUUGCCUUAGCUGGCAGUGGUGGCCAUGUCCUAGCAACUUGGCUGGGCUUGGACCUGAGUCCCGAAAUAAGGAAGUGUCUCAGCACUGUUUCUCAGUGCUUGCACUAUGAACUCUUUGAGUCUGGUAAGUGUUAGAACCUAGUCCUUUUCUAAAACUCAAGAGGUUCGUCACUGCUCUGGGACUUUGCUUCUCAAAAUAACAUGAUUUUUAUAGAAAAAUUCAGUCAGCAGAUCUUUUUAUUUGAUAUUCCUUUCUCUUUUUCCCUUCUCUCUUCCUUUCAUUCUUUCAGUUUUUGAGGCAAGAAGCUUCCUUAAUAGUUUAGUUUCUAUGGAGCUUUCUUACUUAUUUUUCUAAUAAUAGGUGUAGCUGAAUGAUGACGUUUAACUGCUCUGUGAGCAGAAUUGUCUCAACCAACCUGAAGAAAUGUGCUUCCUUUGGUCUCCACUGUCUCUCUCCUGUUCGCUGGUGACUUUCCCCCAUGAGUAGCGUUUGCUCAUGUACAUACUGUGUUCCUGUGGUCAUCAAUGGCAUUGUGUUGUCGUCACAUAUUUAUAUUCACUUGGUCAAAGCAGAAGCUGAGUGUGUGAGCCGCCAUCUUGUGGAGUGAACGGCCGGCCCACCGCGUGCGGCUGGGAGCCGCCAUCUUGUGGAGUGAACGGCCGGCCCACCGCGUGCGGCUGGGACUGCGCUGUGCGUCCGUUGCCUUUGAAUUCUCACACCUUCUUUUGUACUCCACACCGACUGUCGCGGUGCCUUUUUCCUUUUGUAUAAUUGUACUACAUAAAGAAAUGCUGACCUGUGUGUAAAAAUGUCAAAAAUACACCAGUCCAAGGAGAUUUUAAUGGCAGUUCAAUUUUCCAGAGAAUAAAUUUUUGUGUGCAUUGAAA
Meriones unguiculatus (Mongolian gerbil) is the source of this 8985-nucleotide messenger RNA. It is a transcript of the gene Syt14, whose product is annotated as synaptotagmin 14. The transcript is spliced from 8 exons. NCBI's taxonomy places the organism in Eukaryota, Metazoa, Chordata, Mammalia, Rodentia, Muridae. The record is from RefSeq and is a predicted model, not a curated record. Bases 443 to 3010 code for a protein of 855 amino acids.